CACUCUGAUUAUUCCGACCAUCAACGGUCCAAAAUGAAAGGCGUCAUCCACCUGUAGCCGCACCCUGUUAUUUACCGCACCUGUGAGUUCGCAAUUGGAUUGAUUAUCCAACAUUCGUCUGGAGAGCAGAAAAUUCGUCUCUCUCUCUCUCUUUCUCUUUCUCUUUCUCGGAGCAAAUGGCGGUUUCCGUUACAGCAUCGUCAAUUCCUUCUCUCUGCUCUGACCGCACCACUCGCUUGGCUUCUUCAUCCUCGAAUCUAUCUUCCUCGUCGUCUCUGCAAUUCCCCCUACACCUCCGACGCCUUCGGAUUCGAACGUAUGGAGUCUCCGCUCCUUCUCGGCCUCGAAUUCUUCCUCCGGUUGAAGCAAAGAAGCAAACAUUUUCCAACUUUGACGAUUUGCUGGCUAAUUCUGAUAGACCUGUCCUGGUUGACUUCUAUGCGACUUGGUGUGGUCCUUGUCAAUUUAUGGCUCCUAUCCUCAAUGAAGUCAGUAUUACUCUGAAUGACAAGAUCCAGGUGGUGAAAAUUGACACUGAGAAAUACCCAAGCAUUGCUGACAAGUAUGGAAUACAGGCAUUGCCUACUUUCAUUAUAUUUAAGGAUGGAAAACCAUAUGACCGCUUUGAGGGAGCUUUGAAUGCUGAUCAGCUUAUCGAACGAAUUGAAACUGCUUUGAAAGUGAAGCAAUAAACCGCUGCUCAAGUUCACCUAGGGAGGAAUUAAGAAAGUUACAUGGAGUAAUUGCAUAAAAGGAGUAUAAUACUGGUAGCUCUAUUCAGUCUUGAAGGAGAGAAAAAAAUAUGGAUCUGAUUAAGAAUGCAUGGGAAGAUCCAUCAUCAUUAGAUGUUCGUUUGCUUAUUUUUUGUUUGUAUCAAGUGUUGUACCAAAAAUAUCAUGAUAGAUUUCUUCAUUCCAUUUCUGGAUUGUGCGGAUGAAGCUAGAAGACGAUUUUAUGUCGACAAAUCUCUUUGGAUUA
This is a messenger RNA of Rosa rugosa (rugosa rose), 978 nucleotides long. Its product is annotated as thioredoxin Y1, chloroplastic-like. The coding region runs from base 177 to 692 and encodes 171 amino acids. Gene Ontology annotation, molecular function: protein-disulfide reductase activity; oxidoreductase activity, acting on a sulfur group of donors, disulfide as acceptor. Gene Ontology annotation, cellular component: cytoplasm. The record is from RefSeq and is a predicted model, not a curated record. The transcript is spliced from 5 exons. Lineage: Eukaryota; Viridiplantae; Streptophyta; Magnoliopsida; Rosales; Rosaceae.